Synchiropus splendidus (mandarinfish) is the source of this 4136-nucleotide messenger RNA. It is a transcript of the gene hspa12a, whose product is annotated as heat shock protein 12A. NCBI's taxonomy places the organism in Eukaryota, Metazoa, Chordata, Actinopteri, Syngnathiformes, Callionymidae. The transcript has 11 exons. Bases 200 to 2275 code for a protein of 691 amino acids. The record is from RefSeq and is a predicted model, not a curated record.
GCCGCUGCAGCAGUCUGGGGUCCACAUCCUCUCACAGCCCCCCCUCACCCCGGAGCCUCGUCCAUGUGCUCUCCGCCCUCCCAGCAGAGGAAGUUCGGCGGCGGCGGGGCGUCUUGUGUCGUCUGUCCCGGCUCUAACCAGGAAGAUAGCGUGGUGCGGCUGUGUCGGCGAGCGGGAGCAGGUGACGGUGCGGGACACCAUGACCGGGAGAGAGACGUCCACGGACCGGAUCCUCGACGACACGAUGGCGAACCCGUCUCCUGCCAAGAGCCUCGGCGACCCUGGGAUCACUCCGCUGUCUCCAACCCACAUUCAGCAGAACGAUUCGGACCAGGUCUCCACAGGGUCCUCCUUCGUGGUGGUGGUCGCCAUCGACUUUGGCACCACGUCCAGCGGAUACGCCUACGCCUUCACCAAGGAGCCGGAGUGCAUCCACACCAUGAGGCGCUGGGAAGGUGGAGACCCCGGCGUGUCCAAUCAAAAGACUCCCACCACCAUCUUACUGACUCCAGACAGGAAGUUCCACAGUUUCGGCUACGCUGCCCGGGACUUCUAUCAUGACCUUGACCCCAGCGAGUCCAAGCAGUGGCUGUACCUGGAGAAAUUCAAGAUGAAGCUGCACACCACUGCUAACCUCUCCAUUGACACAGACCUCCAGGCUGCCAAUGGGAAGCGGGUCAAAGCUCUGGACAUCUUUGCCUAUGCUCUGGCUUUUUUCAAGGAGCAGGCACUGAAGGAGCUGAGUGAUCAGACCGGCGGGGAGUUCGACAACAACGACGUCAGAUGGGUCAUAACGGUUCCUGCCAUCUGGAAAAUGCCAGCCAAACAGUUCAUGAGAGAAGCUGCGUACAAGUCCGGCCUGGUGUCCAGGGACAACCCCGAGCAGCUGAUCAUCGCCUUAGAACCUGAAGCCGCGUCCAUCUACUGUCGCAAGCUUCGCCUCCAUCAGAUGGUGGACCUGACCCAGAGCACACAGAAUGGUCUGAGCCCGACGGAGAACGUGGGCAGCGGGAUGACUCAAGCGAAGGAGCAUGUGAGGCGGAACCGUCAGAGUCGAACCUUCCUGGUGGAGAACGUUGUGGGAGAGCUCUGGUCCGAGCUGGAAGAAGGGGACCGUUACGUGGUGGUGGACUGCGGCGGAGGGACUGUGGACUUGACGGUGCACCAGAUCCGCCUGCCUGAAGGGCACCUGAAGGAGCUGUACAAAGCCUCAGGUGCGGUCUGCUCUCUCCCUCUCAGCUGCUCCGCCACCGUCCUCACUGUCCCCUCUGCUCCCUCAGGAGGCCCCUAUGGCUCGCUCGGGAUCGACUACGAGUUUGAGAAGCUGCUGUGUAAGAUCUUCGGCCAGGACUUCAUCGACCAGUUCAAGGUGAAGCGGCCGGCCGCCUGGGUGGACCUGAUGAUCGCCUUCGAGUCCAGGAAGAGAGCAGCCGCGCCCGACCGGACCAACCCGCUCAACAUCAACCUGCCCUUCUCCUUCAUCGACUACUACAAGAAGUUCCGGGGCCACAGCGUGGAGCAUGCGCUGCGCAAGAGCAAUGUGGACUUUGUCAAGUGGUCCUCUCAGGGGAUGUUGAGGAUGAGCCCUGACGCCAUGAACUCUCUCUUCAAGCCGACCAUCGACCACAUCAUCCAGCACCUGAACGAGCUUUUUGACAAGCCGGAGGUCAGCCAGAUCAAGUUCCUCUUUCUGGUCGGCGGGUUUGCCGAGUCGCCGCUGCUCCAGCAGGCGGUGCAGAACAUGCUGCAGGGCCGCAGCCGCAUCAUCAUCCCGCACGACGUGGGCCUCACCAUCCUGAAGGGGGCAGUGCUGUUCGGUCUGGACCCCAGCAUCAUCAAGGUGCGGCGCUCGCCGCUCACGUACGGCGUGGGCGUCCUCAACCGUUUCGUGGAGGGCAAGCACCCGCCGGCGAAGCUGCUGGUGAAGGACGGCACCCGCUGGUGCACCGACGUCUUCGACACCUUCAUCGCCGCCGACCAGUCGGUGGCUCUGGGCGAGCUGGUGAAGCGCAGCUACACGCCAGCCAAGCCUGCACAGCAGGUCAUCGUCAUCCACGUGUACUGCUCCGAGAAGGAAGCCGUCAGCUUCAUCAGCGAGCCCAGCGUCAAGAAGUGCGGCACACUCCGCCUGGACGUGAGCGGCACGGAGAGCGCCGCGCCGCGCAGGGAGAUUCAGACCCUCAUGCAGUUCGGCGACACAGAGAUCCGGGCCAUGGCCGUCGACGUGUCGACCGGACGUACCGUCAAAGCCAGCAUUGACUUCCUCAGCCACUAGGGGGCGCGUCUGUAGCUGACACUCUCUGGCAGACACUCACACACACACACUCUCCUCACUCACACGCGGAGGUGUUUUUCCUUUGGUUUCAUCUCAGCUCACUUGCUGAUCCUUCACCUGCUCAGUGCCUCAACGUUUGCUCACCAUGUUUGUUUGGUCAUUUCACAUUCCGUUCUCAGUGCCUCAACGUUUGCUCACCAUGUUUGUUUGGUCAUUUCACAUUCCGUUCAUCCCCAGCAGAGAGCGUGGCUUGGUUUGUCUCUGUGGUUCAGCACAGCAAAGGCGACCGUGCUACUCACUGAUGUCUGAGUUUCAACGUUCUCCUUGUCGUCACACUGAGUCAUGGUGACGCCAGUCAUCUGCCUUCUCAUCUUUUCUUACACCACAAUGACCGAACACUUUACUUACAGGUCUCAUCUGUGAUGCCUGCGUCAGACAGCAUCAUGCAGAUGUUCACAAUCAUGUACUGUGGCAACUUACCACCAGGUUUAUCAAAUUUAAAUCUAAAGUUGUGGAUUUAGCUGAAUCCAGUUCUAAAGACUCAAGAGCCCUUGACCCUGACCAUGCAGUCCAAUAUUAUUAGAAAUAAUUUCUUCCCGUUCUGCUGCUUAUAAAACUAAAAAGUUGCCCUACAUGACCACGAACAAAACAUCUUCUGUGAAGCCUGACAGAUGCACUAUCAUUCCUCAUGAAUGUAGUAAUAACACAUCAUCGAUGAGACCUUUAGGUGAAGGGUAGCCAGCUCAUCUUCUUCACCGCCCCUCAUCCUGCUCUCAUCUGCUGCAGCUGUGUGAGAACUAACAAACGCUCGUCAUGUAAAUACAGUAUUUAAGUCUUGUACAGAUUUUAGCAGCUUUAGAGCCAAUCGUGUGUGUGAGUGCUCUGAAAAAGUCUCGGUGAGUUUCAGCUGACAUUUCCCCUCUGAAUCAAAGUGUGUGUGUGUGCUUUGUAUAGCUAUACUUGUGGGGACCAAUACUUUGGGAAAAUACCUCCUUGUUGAAAAAAAAAGUUUUUGUGGGGACCUUACACAAGUUAAACCUCAAUGUGAGGAUUAAAACUAACUAGGUUUGGUUCAGAGUCCUGGUUCAGGUGAGCCACGUGUUUUGGGUGGUUAGGCUGGGGAAAGGGUGAUGGCAAUGAGAGGUCCCCACAAAGGUAGGAAUACAAACGCGAGUGUGUGUGCAGGUUUCAUCAGCAGCUUCAGGAGGCGUCAGAACUGUUGCUCAGAUAUCAGCUUCACGUUGGAUCUCAAAUAUUCCGUAGUUGUCGAGCGAUGACUUCUCACUUCUGUCUGGACUUCAGUGUCAGGUAGAGCUUGUCCCUGACCUCUGCACGACCCUCGGUCAUGUGUUGCAGUGUUGUGUUGGCGCCGCCUCACACACCCCGGUGGUUCCUCUGCUGAAUGAAGAUACAUCCAGGUGCUGUCAGGUUGUGAGAUGUUUACGUCCUAGCAAGCUAACAAACUAGCAUGUGAGGGAGGCGAGCGCCUCAAUCCCACACAGCUCUGAAGUGACUCUAGCUUCCCACCGCUGCUCUGUCCUCGACACUUGCUCCACCCCCCGCACGUUUCCGCAUGAGACUCUAUCCAACGACAGCAAAGAGCUUGGAAAGCUAAGCUAGCUCUGAAUGCUAACACUUGACCGCCUGCUUUAAAGACUCAAGGCCAACUUCCUCCUUCAGCCGGGAAACUUUUGCGUGGCAGCUUUGAUCCCUUGAGCUUCGGAGCUUUUCAAGUAUCUGCUCGACAAUAUAACGCCUCGAGUCACCAUGAUCACCACUUCAUCCAGCGACUUCUUCUGGUUUCUUCCGAGCCAAGGUCCACCUGUCAGACGCUCACCAAUAAACAACCAGUGUAUUUCAA